ACGGGCGCGCGCAGAAGGCCGCUGAGAGCGGGAAGGGUGGAGCUGGAUGCUAGCGAGCGGGGUCCGCCUCAGUCCCGAGCCUGGCCGUGCUGUGGAAGCGGCGGCAGGUUCGAUUCCCGGUGGUGGGGCCGUCGCUGCUUCCGUCGCCGGUUUUAGUACCAACAGCGGCAGCGGCGGCGGCAGCAGUAGCAGCAGCAACAACAACAGUGAGACCAUCGCCUCGCUGCCGGGAAAGAUGAGCCUUUCUCCGAAGGAGCUGACGAGCCUGCUGAGCAUCGUGUCUGAGGAGGCCGGAGGCAGCACCUUCGAGGGCCUCUCCACCGCCUUCCACCACUACUUCGGAAAGGCCGAGCAUUUCCGCGUAGGCUCCGUCUUGGUGUUGCUGCUGCAGCAGCCGGAUCUGCUGCCCACGCCGCCGCAGCGCCUGACUGCCCUCUACCUACUCUGGGAGAUGUACCGCACCGAGCCGCUCGCUGCCAACCCUUUCGCCGCCAUCUUCGCCCACCUCUUGAAUCCGGCGCCCCCUGAGCGCGCCCCCGCCGGCUCGGGCCCUGGAGCGGCAGGGAGCGGCGGCGUCGGGGACGACAACGAAAGGCCGCCGCUCUCAGGCUUUUUGCCCGCAAUUACUCCACCAGAAAGAUUCUUUCUUUCCCAGCUGAUGUUGGCCCCUCCCAGAGAACUCUUCAAAAAGACUCCAAGACAGAUUGUAUCGAUGGAUGUAGGAAAUAUGGGGCAAUCUGUAGAUAUAAGCGGUCUUCAGUUAGCAUUAGCAGAACGUCAGUCUGAGCUACCAACACAAAGUAAAGCUAGCUUUCCUAGCAUUCUCAGUGAUCCUGAUCCAGAUUCUUCAAAUUCUGGUUUUGACAGCUCUGUUGCAUCCCAGAUUAUUGAAGCCUUAGUGAGUGGACCAAAACCACCUAUUGAAAGUCAUUUUCGACCAGAAUUUAUCCGCCCACCACCACCUCUCCAUAUUUGUGAAGAUGAGUUAGCUUGGUUAAAUCCAAUAGAGCCAGAUCAUACAAUUCAGUGGGAUAAGUCAAUGUGUGUUAAAAAUAGUGCCGGAGUGGAAAUCAAACGAAUCAUGGCCAAAGCAUUCAAAAGUCCUUUGUCAUCACAGCAACAAACACAGCUUCUUGGAGAAUUGGAGAAAGAUCCUAAGCUUGUUUACCAUAUUGGUCUCACUCCUGCCAAAUUGCCUGAUCUGGUGGAAAACAAUCCUUUAGUAGCUAUAGAAAUGCUGCUUAAAUUAAUGCAAUCAAGUCAGAUAACUGAGUACUUUUCAGUAUUAGUCAACAUGGACAUGUCUCUACAUUCAAUGGAAGUUGUAAAUCGGCUCACUACAGCAGUUGAUCUUCCUCCAGAAUUUAUUCAUCUUUAUAUAUCCAAUUGUAUUUCUACUUGUGAACAAAUUAAGGAUAAGUAUAUGCAGAAUCGGCUGGUACGUCUUGUUUGUGUAUUCCUGCAAUCCUUGAUUCGAAACAAAAUAAUUAAUGUACAGGACUUAUUUAUAGAGGUACAAGCCUUUUGUAUUGAAUUCAGCCGGAUAAGAGAAGCAGCUGGACUUUUUCGAUUGCUGAAGACACUCGACACUGGUGAAAAUCCUUCAGAAACAAAGACAUCCAAAUAAGACUGAUUUGGAACUUUUUUUUUUUUUUACUUGAUUAGUGUGAAAAAAAAUUCUGUAUAGUUUUUUUGUUGCUUGCAAUUAAAAUGUUUAUGCUUUAUUAAAUAAUGCCUUUAUGUUGAAACUUUUGUUGAUGAUGGAACAAUUUGAACUAAUUUGAAUUUCAAGUAAAUUAACCUGAUGUUAAACCUGGAACUAAAUGGGUGCCAACCUACCUAGCAAAAUAUUUUUUUCUUAUCUGCGCCCCAGAUAAUUUUUAUUUUUAAUCCAUAGAUUUAAAAAAUUUUUUUUUGAAAAACUUGGGAGCUUACAUAUUGCCAAUUAAUAGAUCACCCACUAAAAAUGAUAAAUUGUGGACCCAAGUCAUUCUUGUAAAGGGCUGCUAUUGAAUUUUAGAACUUGCCAAUAUCACCCUUUGAAGAUGCUUCUUUUUCAAAGUGUUACUUAAAUGCUCUGAGUGACCACUUUGCUUAUUGGAAGUUUUGUAGAGGUAUGUUUUAUUUAAUCAAGUGCUUGAACUAGGAUUGUUUUAAGCAAGUUUAAGAUCAAUGGCAUUAAACUCUCAGGAAUUUCCAGUCAAUAUGAAAUUUGCUGAGAAUACUGGGAAUUUAACUUUAUGCAUUAGGAAAUAGUGGGUGUCAGUAAUAGAUCAUGGCAGUGAUCUUGCUAAUGUGAAAUACUGUAUUUGCUUCUGAUAAUUAAGGACUGGCAUUUUGAAAGUGAUUUCUUAAGUCUUAUUUCACUGUCUAAAAUAAUUAAACCUUUUAGUUUUUGAGGAAUCUCCUGAAUUACUAUAGUCCAUAAUAAAGCUUCACAAAAAAUAAAGGUAUCUGUAAACAUAAUGGGAGAAAUUAAUGCUAUUUGGGGGCAAAACAUUUAUUUUUAAGGCACUCCUUGGAUAACUUAGAAUAAAAUAUUGUUUUAAAGCAGUAAUAGGUUCUAAUAGUAUAAACCAUCAGAUUAAUAAUUAAGCUUUACAUGUCACAGAUUAGAAUAAGAUUAAAUCAGUUUUGUAUCACAAAAACAGAUGUUUUGGUAUCUAAUAAAUAUUCAGUUUAAAAUAUUUUGACACUUCAAAUCUUGUCAGAAAAAACAAAUGUAAUUUAGAAUACUUCUGUUUCAUCUCCCAGGUAUUUUUGUAGCCAAUUGUCUUCUGAAAAUUCAAUUCUAUUUCCAGAAGACACUUUCAAUGUGUCAUCAAAUGGUAAUCAUUUUGACUUAAUUACUAUGUUUUCCCCCAAAUAAGACCAUCUUUUUUUCCCUUCAAGAGACUUUAGGUCUUAUUUUCAGGCGAAGUCUUUUAUUGUGUUUCCUCACGGCAGUGGCAUCACCAGCCCCACCCAGCAGGAGCCCGUGUGGCCUAUGUUGACCCACAUCUGCGGGUGUUUGCUGUUGCCCACACACGGUACCCCUGCCCCGUUUCACCAUCAGAGGCAUUCAGGAAGAACCUC
This is a messenger RNA of Thamnophis sirtalis, 3075 nucleotides long. RefSeq names its product CCR4-NOT transcription complex subunit 11 (gene CNOT11). Gene Ontology annotation, cellular component: CCR4-NOT complex. The record is from RefSeq and is a predicted model, not a curated record. NCBI's taxonomy places the organism in Eukaryota, Metazoa, Chordata, Lepidosauria, Squamata, Natricidae.